CAGAGCAGAUGGGACCGGAUGGUUCAGAUUCCACGUUCGCUACUGGAAGUUCUCAAGCUCCGCAUCAGGUGGAUUCUCAUCCAAGUCAAGCUCCUGAAAAUGGAGAGAGCAACAUUGACCGCGAACAUUCAUCGGAACCAUCCAGAACACAUGAAUUAAUGUCCGGCAUUCUAAAAAUCGUACCACCAGAGACUGAUAUUGAUGCAGACUACUGGCUCGCUUCUGAUGCCGAUGCUACUAUAACUGAUACAUGGUGCGGUUAGUUGACAGACCAUCGACACUUGGUCCGCCUCUUACAUAGAGAAGUAGCAAUGACUCUGCAAUGCACAUUGGCAUUGAUGGAGGAACUGGAGCUUGGAUCAGCAGGCCACCUUGGACGGUGCAAGCUCUGUUCCAGCCGGUUGAUUGGUGAAAGCAAAGAGAAUACAGUGUAGGAAGUAGGUCUUGUACAUUACCAGGAUUAUUUCAUUUUAGCUGGUACCUCUUCUGGUGCCUCCAUACCUUUCUCUUUAGGCUCAGAAACCCCGCAGUAGGUAGGUUCGAGCCUUUCUUUAUACUGGCCUUCGUUUAGAGGGGCUGUGUCUGCAUACCAAGUUAGAAAGGCAACACAGUCCAGAAGAAGGCCUAUUCCACCGGUCAGUGUAUGUUACUAUCUUAGCUGGUCAUCUCCCCUAGACCCCUACCGAGGAUUGACAUUGAUGUAUAUCCUGACCAGCAACCUUGAUUAC
Messenger RNA from Lolium rigidum, 728 nucleotides. Its product is annotated as transcription factor E2FB-like. The record is from RefSeq and is a predicted model, not a curated record. Lineage: Eukaryota; Viridiplantae; Streptophyta; Magnoliopsida; Poales; Poaceae. Bases 9 to 263 code for a protein of 84 amino acids. The transcript is spliced from 2 exons.